This is a messenger RNA of Myzus persicae (green peach aphid), 1410 nucleotides long. RefSeq lists its product as uncharacterized. The transcript has 4 exons. The record is from RefSeq and is a predicted model, not a curated record. Gene Ontology annotation, biological process: sensory perception of taste. The coding region runs from base 1 to 1206 and encodes 401 amino acids. Gene Ontology annotation, cellular component: membrane; axon; dendrite. Lineage: Eukaryota; Metazoa; Arthropoda; Insecta; Hemiptera; Aphididae.
AUGUUAUACAUUUUGAAGAUUUUUGGUGUGAUAUUCUUCGACUCGAAUGACGAUAACAAUAUGUGGCAAAUCGUUUACUCGGUUAUAUUAUUUACCACUGGCAUAAUUAUGGCAAUUAUGUCACCCUACGUCGUACUCGAGUUCGAUGACUGGUCGAAAGCAUUUUCUACAUCUAUGUCGUUGUUAAUAUGUAAUACAGUGAACAUUUCUUCAUUGAUAUCAAGAAUGGUAGUUAUAUACAAUGUCAAGUUUAAAUAUCAAAAGUUUAAGACAACAUUGGAGGGAUUCGAGAUUUACAUGCCGGUGAACUCCGUCGCCUUGAAGCACAUCGAGUACUUUUCUUUCACCUUGAUUUUCUUGAGCAUGAGUAUUAUCAUACCCAUAAAUGGCUUAAAAUUGUAUUACAUACUUACAAACCACACCAAUCCAAUUUUGUUGACGACCUAUUUUUUUUUCUAUUACGUUCACAACUUUAGCAUGGUAUGCACGGAAUUGCAUUUUGCCAUCCAGUGUUUUAUAGUGUACACGAAGUUUCGAGAUAUUAUUGAAAAGUUAAUUCAAAUAAAUGAAGAACAGAACUAUUACAACUACAGUGUACGAUAUCCGUUUACUGCAAGCCGAAUGAAUCCUUGGAGGAAUAAUGAUACGUCACCGUGUGAUAUCAUGUACGAAAAAGACUUUUACUGUUCAAAGGACAAAAUAAGUCCAUUGGCGAACAUUAUCGAACUUUUGAGAAUUAAAUACUGGUUAACUCGAGAAGCUGUUAAUGACCUGAAAGGUUUGUUUGGUUUUCAAAUGGGUCUGUCGAUCAUUUGUAUAGGUGCUGCGUCGUUAAUCGACAUUUAUAUUGAAGUAUUUCAAUCGAAAGCAUACACUACAUUUUAUAAGCCAGUACUUCGAUCAAAGUUCUUGUUUAUAGGGUGGAUGUUUCAAUAUUCUUUAAGGUUUUGCAACAUCAUUAUCACAGCACACUAUUCAACUAAACAGGUGGUUAAAAUCAAAAAGCUUAUAACGGAAAUGAACAACCGAUACUUAGAUAGUAGUACGAAAGAAGAGCUUAACUUAUUUUAUUAUCAACUAUCCAUCUGUUUAUCGGAGUUUACCAUUUUUAACAUAUUUACUAUAAACAAUGGUAUUAUAACUUCGGGAAUGGCUGCUGGGUCAACAUACAUCUUAAUAUUGGUACAAAUUCAUUCAGACAAAUAAAUGUAUUUGAAACUCAUUUUUAGAUAAAAAAUUCAAGAAUUUACAGAUUUAAACCACUUAAAGUGUUUACUUUGGAUCCUACGAACAUAUUUUUCCAUUUAUUUUUUUGAAGAUGCGUAAUUCAUUGUUGAAUUAUAUGUAAAGAGCCACCCUGGAAAUCGUGACUAUGGCUAACGGCGGUAGAUGUGCACGGUCUUCAUUCUC